GCGGAUUCGCCUAUUGUCCAAUGAUAGAAAAGCACGGGGUGGGGUUUCGGCUUCUCACUGGAUCCUGGCAAAGAAAGGAAGUGGACGGCCAAGUAGGAAGGGGAGCCGGGGGGAUCCGCUGUUUGUACGCUGGGUUUUUCCUCCUCUCCCGGUGACGCAGUACGAUCGGCGUUACUGGGACAUGGAAGAUGGCGAGUGUGGAGACAGCCGCAGAGCAUGAGCGGAUCCUGCGGGAGAUCGAGAGCACGGACACCAACUGCAUCGGUCCCACUCUUCGAUCAGUGUAUGAUGGACAGGAACAUGGCCUUUUUAUGGACAAGCUGGAGGGUCGGAUUCGCAACCAUGACCGCGAGAUCGAGAAGAUGUGCAACCACCACUUCCAGGGCUUCGUGGACUCCAUCACGGAGCUGCUCAAAGUGCGCGGCGAGGCCCAGAAGCUCAAGAGUCAGGUGACUGACACCAACAGGAGGGUCCAGGAUGAUGGGAAGGAGCUCUUGACCGCGAUGGACGAGUUGCGGCAAUGUCGCCUUCAGCAGAGGAACAUCGCCACCACCAUUGACAAACUGGCCCACUGUCUGCCCAUGCUGGAGAUGUACAGCAAACUACAGGAGCAGAUGAGGGCCAAAAGGUACUACCCGGCAUUACGUACCCUGGAGCAACUCGAGCUCUCCUGCCUGCCCCAGGCUGGCCAGUACCGGUUCUGUGGCAUCAUGGCGGAGAACAUACCGCUGCUACGUACCCAGAUACGCGACGUCUCCAUGUCCGACCUUAAGGACUUCCUGGAGAGCAUCCGCAAGCACUCGGAGAAGAUCGGCGAGACAGCCAUGAAACAGGCACAGGUGCAGCGCAGUCUUGACAGCGCCCUCUCCCACCAGCAGAGUGCAGGCAGCGGCCGCCGUGUCAGGAAGGAGGUGGGACAGAGCACGGAGCUCACCGGCCAGGGGGGCAGCCCUCAGUCUGAGCAGGACUCUGGAAUACUGGAUGUGGAGGAUGAGGAGGAAGAUGAGGUACCUGGAGCUCACGAGCUUGUAGACUUCUCACCUGUGUAUCGCUGUCUGCAUAUCUACACAGUGCUGGGUGCCCGCGACACCUUCGAGAGCUACUACAGGAAGCAGAGACGGAAACAGGCCCGGCUGGUGCUGCAGCCGCACUCAAACAUGCACGAAACUCUGGACGGGUACAGGAGGUACUUCAAUCAGAUAGUAGGGUUCUUUGUGGUGGAAGACCACGUUCUACACACCACUCAAGGCCUGGUGAACCGGGCUUAUGUGGAGGAGCUGUGGGAGCUGGCGCUGUCCAAGACCACAGCAGCGCUGCGGACACACUCGUCCUACUGCACCGACCCCGACCUGCUUCUGGACUUGAAGAACCUUAUUGUUCUUUUUGCUGACACACUGCAGGGCUACGGAUUCCCUGUCAAUCAACUGUUUGAUAUGUUGCUGGAGAUCCGUGACCAGUAUGGAGAGAUCCUGCUGAAGAAGUGGAAUGGCACGUUCAGGCAAAUACUGGACCAGGACAACUACAGUCCUAUCUCUGUGGUGUCAGAGGAGGAGUACAGGUGCAUUCUGGGACAAUUUCCCUUCCAUGAUCCUGAGCUGGACAAGAUGGCUUUCCCCAAGAAGGUGCCCUUCUCUGGGUUUGUUCCCAAGGUCUACAUGCAGCUGAAGGAGUUUAUCUACGCCUGCCUAAAGUUCUCCGAGGACCUGCACCUCAGUUCCUCAGAAAUAGAUGAUAUGAUCCGGAAGUCCACCAACCUCCUGCUCACUCGAACCCUGAGCAACUGUCUUCAGUACGCCAUUAAGAAGAAGAACGUGAGCCUUGCAGAGUUGGUGCAGAUCAUCAUCAACACCACCCACCUUGAACAGUCCUGUCACUUCCUUGAAGGUUUCAUCUCCAACAUUACCAACGUACCAUCUGACGCUAUUAAUGCAACCAAGCUGUAUGGCACAUCAACCUUCAAAGAUGCCCGUCAUGCCGCUGAGGAGGAGAUCUACACCAGCCUGAACCAGAAAAUUGACCAGUUUCUCCAGCUGGCAGAUUACGACUGGAUGGCGACGCAGCCCAAAGGCCAGCCCAGCGACUACCUGAGCGACCUCAUCACCUUCCUGUGCAGCACCUUCUCUGUGUUCACCAAUCUGCCCGGGAAAGUGAUUGAACAUGCUACCAUGUCGGGGAAAGUGGCGCAGACGGCCUGCAUGUCAGCCUGCAAGCACCUCUCCACCUCCAUGCUGCAGCUGCUCCUGGAGGCCGACGUCCGGCAGGUGUCCAUGGGGGCGCUCCACCAGUUCAACGUCGACGUGAAGGAGUGUGAACGGUUUGCCAGGGCCGGCCCGGUGCCUGGCUUCCAGGGGGACACUCUGCUGCUGGCCUUCAUCGACUUGAGACAACUGCUAGACCUCUUCACCCAGUGGGACUGGUCCACCUACCUGGCUGACUACGGCCGGCCCACCUGCAAGUACCUGCGGGUGAACCCACACACUGCUCUGGCGCUGUUGGAGAAGGUUUCCCGAGCGAUGAAGGACACGAGUCGGAAAAACAACGUCUUCGCACAGUUUCGCAAGAACGAACGUGACAAGCAGAAGCUCAUCGACACUGUGAUCAAGCAACUGCGCAACUUGAUCUCUGCUCAGCAGUCCUGAGACUUGCACUGUAUUUGGCAUCGCAUCUCCAUGCUCCGCAUAGUCACACCCCCUCCAUUUUGUUUACCAGUUGCCUGUCAGGCUGUGCCAGUGAAGCUAAGGAUGCUCACUAAACUGAACCUUUUAUAUUUGAGGGUGGUGCACUUGUAGCCUAGUCCAAGCCCUCGUAGGCCACAAGGGGGACAGUGCUGGAUCUAUAUUCAUGUAAUUUGUGCUUUGAUACUCAGACUCCCCCUUUCUCUCAUUAUCCAGCUGCACCCUAUUGCACAGAGGAGGCUUCCUUUCUUAAAUGUUCCGCGUUUGGCCUUUUGAAUGGCUUGCAUGGUCUGGUUGUGUUUCUCAAAUCCAGCAGUCGCACUCCUUGUCUAACCGAUAAAGAAAGCAGCCAGAAACACUAAGUGUUCUCAAGGGUGGCAAAUAUUGGGUUCUCCGUCAUUUGAUAAAUUCACUGCUUAAUGGGAUUACUCUGUUUUUUAACCCUAUUUUAAUACCUGAUGUACUAUGUUUUUUUUUUUUUUAUUCCUUUUGCACAACCAAGGGUGACCUGAGUAACUGGAACACAGGUUAGAUUUUACUCGUCUCAUUUCCACAAGAUACCUGUAAAAUGUUGGAUCUGACACCUUUUCUGUAGCUCCUCUGAUGAAAGUACGCCUGGUAAUGUGUCUCCCUCUCCUUCUGACCAUCUUUUGGAACUUCUGGGUCUCUUUGCAGAGAGAGUGAUUCCGUACAGGUACCAUGAUGCUGUGAAGUACUCCUACUGUUUGUCUGCAGACUGCUAUACCUGGAGCUUAUCAUCGUUGUCAUGGGUCUGCGACUGGACUCUUCAGUUUCUGUCUGGCUUGACUCCCGAUUAAGAGUUGAGUUGGGGGUUUAUUGGCCAACAGGCUCCUCCAUAACAUGUAGACUGUACUCUCGUGUUCUGUAUAGAGAUAGAGGACCUGUAGUGUACCUGAAUUUCUAGCUACCUUGUUAGAGCCCUGGGCAAAAUUAUACUUUGGUCCCACUUCUGCCAUGUUCUUGUCUGCCAAUAGAGGCCUUGUCAGAGAUACCUGUGGCUCAACACUGCUGUUUAGUCUUCCACGCUGACUGGCAUCAGCAUUAAUGUCUUGGAAACAGUGUUCAUCGAUUGGAUUUUUCCCCUGUCUAGUCAUAUUGGCUUGGGGUGGAGUUGUUUGGGGUUUUACCCCCUCUUAUACAUGCAAAAUGUACAAGAAGAGGUGCUGUUUUAUUUUGUGGGGUUCUCAGUGCCAUUAGCAUUCUGCUAUAAAGGGAUCAUUAUUGGUGAAGGAAUAAUUUAAAGCUGCUUUGCCAACAAAAAUGGGAAAACACUCUGUGCAGUUUUACUGGGAUAUUUCUAGACAUUGGGAGAAUUGGUUGUCAUGUUGUUUUAUUUUUCCCUCCAUUUUUUUUUUAGACUUGCACAGUUGUGCGGUGUUGUGUGUGAGAGAGAAUCUAUGUGAACGGAGCGUGUGUUUGAGCCUGCCUAUGCCUUGGGCUUUUUGUUUAGUGGUGUGGACAUCCAUCAGUAGAUCUCACCUUGGAUCAAUGACCACACCAGUCUAGACACUGGGUCUGCAAGAACUGUCGGCUUCUGGCCAGAGGAUGACCCUGGAGAUCAUUCCACGUUGUUCACAAGAGACCGGGUGAGCACCAGAACCCUAAAGUGCAUGCUGUCAGGGUUGACUUGGAACCAGAAUCAGAGUGAAUGAGUUAUUGGUGUCUUCACUGAUUCUCACUGUACAGUUUGUAUUUGAUAAAACCACUAAUGUUGCCAAGGGUGAUGUAGUACUAAUAAAGCUAAUGCAAAUAUGAACAAAUAAAGGAACAAAUGAGAAUUGUC
Messenger RNA from Paramormyrops kingsleyae, 4479 nucleotides. It is a transcript of the gene exoc6b, whose product is annotated as exocyst complex component 6B. The record is from RefSeq and is a predicted model, not a curated record. Gene Ontology annotation, cellular component: membrane; exocyst. NCBI's taxonomy places the organism in Eukaryota, Metazoa, Chordata, Actinopteri, Osteoglossiformes, Mormyridae. Gene Ontology annotation, biological process: intracellular protein transport; exocytosis; Golgi to plasma membrane transport.